Pogona vitticeps (central bearded dragon) is the source of this 1648-nucleotide messenger RNA. RefSeq names its product claudin 11 (gene CLDN11). Lineage: Eukaryota; Metazoa; Chordata; Lepidosauria; Squamata; Agamidae. Gene Ontology annotation, cellular component: membrane; bicellular tight junction. The record is from RefSeq and is a predicted model, not a curated record. Gene Ontology annotation, molecular function: structural molecule activity.
CUGUUCAGCACAUCUGACUCUAGUCGCUCAGCUGACACAACCUCAAGGCAGCCCUUAGCCUUGUUGCUUCUCAGCCUUGAGGCCCCUUGGACUGCUAACAGCUAAAUUCGCUGCUUAGAUUCAUUUGGGUCUUUCCUUCAGCCCGCCUGGCUUUCCAGCUUGAGAGAAAAUCAUGGUUGCCACUUGCUUGCACCUCACUGGAUUUGCGGCUAGCUUUAUUGGAUGGAUUGGCUUGAUCGUGGCAACCUCCACUAAUGACUGGGUUGUGACUUGUGGUUACACCAUCACCACCUGCCGGAAGAUGGAUGAGCUGGGAUCCAAGGGACUGUGGGCAGACUGCGUCAUGGCAACGGGGCUGUAUCACUGCAAGCCACUGGUGGACAUCCUCAUUUUACCAGGGUAUGUCCAGGCAUGUCGGGCACUGAUGAUCGCUGCUUCCGUUUUGGGACUUCCAGCUGUUUUCCUCCUGGUGACUGUUCUGCCUUGCAUCCGGAUGGGCCAUGAGCCUGGAGUGGCCAAGUACCGGCGCUCUCAACUAGGAGGAAUCCUCUUGAUCCUCGUGGCUCUGUGCGGUGUCGUGGCUACGAUUUGGUUCCCAGUGAGCGCUCAUCGUGAAACCAUGAUCAUGAGUUUUGGAUAUUCCCUCUAUACGGGCUGGAUCGGAUCUGCUCUUUGCCUCUUUGGUGGGUGCAUCAUCGUUUGCUGCUCAGGAGAUGCUCAGUCAUUCGGCGAGAAUCGUUUCUACUAUGCCUCAGGAUCCAGCUCUCCUACCCAUGCAAAAAGCGCCCAUGUAUAAAGGCCCCUGAGACUUCUCGCAUCUUCAUCAAAUGUUUGAAACGGGUGGAUGGUAUGUUUGUGUGUGUUUGGGGUCUUGCAUUUGCUGGCAUCUUCACACGCAGGUUGACCACAUCCCUUGCAGAAAAGUUAAUGAAACAACCUGAAAAUUUUUAAAAGCAUUAAAUGUCACAUGUUUGCCUUAAUAAAAAACAGUAGCAAAAAAUGGGCCAGGCCUGUUCUCCUGGUUCGUGUGCUUAAGAAACAGCCGAAAAACCCCCUUCCUUCCCCUUUUCCUUCCUUUUCACGACUUACCACUUGUUUUCCCCCAUUCAAGGUCAUCAAUUUUGGCAAGGUUACGAUCACAGUUAGAGAGGAAGAUGUUGUACUUUUCCAUCUGCACAAAUGCUUUCCUUUUCAUUGAAUUGGGGGGGUAUCUUUUUGCUUUCUCUGUUAAAAACAAAAACCACAAGGACUUUGAUCACUUCUGUAACAAUGUUUUUGCCUAAAUGCAUCAGUAUGAAGGAGACAAAGCCAAAAGUUUCUAAUUACAAGAUAAAUAAUAGAACACUUGUACAUAGCCUUCAAUCUGUGUGGUGGGACUAAUCCCAUACAACCUCCCCCUCCCUGUUUUUUUUGUAUAGUUUCUUUUAUUUUUUGACUAAAUGUACUUUAAGUUUCUCUCUUUCUGUUUUUUUUACUUUCUCCCACUUAAUUUGUAUUCUGACAUGCACUAGGGAAGUGAAACUUAUCUAACUGGAUGCCAGUUCAGUGAAAUCCAAUGAAUACUGAUGACGCUUGUCAUGUUUCAGUGAAAUACUGUACAAUAUAUAAAAAUAAAUGUUGGAGUUACUACUUUAUUCCCCCCCCCUCA